Messenger RNA from Sphaerodactylus townsendi, 5293 nucleotides. RefSeq names its product NCK associated protein 5 like (gene NCKAP5L). The transcript is spliced from 13 exons. The record is from RefSeq and is a predicted model, not a curated record. Gene Ontology annotation, cellular component: microtubule plus-end. Lineage: Eukaryota; Metazoa; Chordata; Lepidosauria; Squamata; Sphaerodactylidae. Gene Ontology annotation, biological process: microtubule bundle formation; microtubule depolymerization. The coding region runs from base 332 to 3793 and encodes 1153 amino acids.
UUCCUCCUGCUGCUGCUGCUGCCGCGGCGCCUCGUCGUCGUCGUCCUCCUCCUCCCAACAAUAGCAGGCCCCGAGUCGGGCCCGUGAGGGCGGGAGGAUGUGCAAAGGGGGCCGAGGCCUCUAUGCCGGAGAAGGAGCCGGACCUGCUCCCCACCCCACCUGUAUUCCCGGGCCGGCUGCGGGGCGGAGAGGGUAAGGGGAGCGAGACCCGGCUGUGCGUUUGUGGAUUUGAGGGGUGCAAGAGGAGAUGUAGGAACUACUAAGGGAGGAUUCGAGAUCUGGCCAAUCACUGUGACUACUCCUGGAGUUUUGGGAAAAGAUCCUGAAGGAAAUGAUGUCUGAAACCAAGCUGCAGGGUGAGAUGAAGCCAGAUGGAGGGAGCAGCGAGACUCUGACCACCCAGGAGCUGCUGCAGAGGCUCCGAGAGCUGGAGACGGAGAAUUCAGUUUUGGCACAAGCCAAUGAGAACCAGCGGGAGACCUAUGAACGUUGUUUGGAUGAGGUUGCCAAUCAUGUGGUGCAGGCGUUGUUAAACCAGAAGGAUCUUCGUGAGGAAUGCAUCAAGCUAAAAAAGCGAGUCUUUGACCUUGAGCGGCAAAAUCAGGCAUUGAGUGAUCUCUUCCACCAGAAGCUGACAUCUGGCUCACUGUCCCAGCUAUCACCCCAUCCUACUUCCUUGCUCUCUGAUCUAGUGUCCAGUUCCCAGCCGGACAUGGUAGAGAAACUCCAGGCCUCCCUUUCCCUGGGACGCUGCAUUUUGCAGAGAGAAGCCACCUCUGAGGAGCCGUGCAUUGGCACUCCAGGGCCCAACUCCCAGGCCUUGGAGGCUCUGUCCCCUUUCCUGCGAAAGAAGGCUCAGAUCCUGGAGGUGCUCCGAUCACUGGAAGAGAUGGAUCCCCUGCUUUCCUUCCCUGCCGCUUGGAAAGAGCCCAGGCAGUCCAUUUCCCCAGAAGGUGUCACUGCCGAAGCCUGGCCAUGUCUGCUGCUGGGGCAGGGAGAGAGUGUGCCUGGGAAGCCUCCAUCCAAAGGAGAGGGCAGCUCCUCUUCCUCGUCGGAUGAGGCUGGCGAAUCGGAUCCGCCAGAGAAAAGGCACUCUGGGCAGGUGCUGCUGAGCGCACUAACGGAGCACAAGUUGGACUUGGGGGAUGUGGAGACGUACCUGCAGCAGGUGCUUCGAGAGGCUGGCGAGAAUUCCCUGCUAAACGGGGAACCCAAUGGGCCCUCCUUGAUGGAAAGCUCUGGGGGCCAGGUCAGUAGCUACAAGCACAUCCAGGCUGUCAGCUGCCUAGAAGGCUUGGGGCCUCCUUCUGCUUGCCUUGGGGUCGUAUCCCCAGGUGAGGACAAGACCAAGCCUUGGCAGGGCACUCCCAUCCCCUCGCCCUCCAAGGUGCUCAAAUUGCUGAAAAUGCCACCACCGAGCCCUGCUGCCCUCCGCCUCAGCCCCCAGCUCACUCGCAGUUCCAAAAUCCCAUGUCGUAGCAAUACGUAUGAGGUGUACCACUCUCCAGCACCCAGCUGCAAGGGUUCCCCUGAUAGCCCCUUCCCCACCGACCCAGGUUUCAUUGCAGGGCAUCCCUCCCCAAAAGCUGGCCGGCAUCUUGUUCCUGCGCCACCCAAAGUCACGCCGACCUCCCCAGAUCCUUUUGGCUACCACAAGCCCCAUGAGUAUGAGAACAUCUUGGAGCUGUCCCUCAGUGGUGCUGUGGGCUCUAAUUCUCACUCGCCACGAGACGCCAAGCCGGAUAUAUCGGAAGCAUAUCUGCCCACCUGCCGCUCAGCACCUGUCCGGACAGUGCCCCCCAGUGAUGGUCCACUGGAGUCCAGCCUAUUUGCUGGUGGACAGGAGAAGGCAGGGGCAGAGGGCCGGACCUCUCCACCUCUUGCUCGCCGAAACGCAGAUGGCUCUAAGAAGGUUGCAAACGGCCCAAGCAAGCGGGCCCCUGAGGUGGCCAAUAUGCCCUUCAAGGAACGACUCACUGUGCUUGGGAGACUGAAGGGCGCUGAGGGAAAGGAGCAAGCAAACUUUGAGAAAGGGAGGGCCCCAGCCCGGCCCUGUGAGCGUUCAGAGGGCUUUGCUGAAGCCCACCCCAGGCUGGGCACUGGGAGCAGCAGCCUAAAGCACCAUGAGCCUUGCCAUGGUGCAGAACCGACCCCUCGGUGCUAUUCUUCUCACUCCGUGGGCUCCCGUGGGAGUGACCCUGAGCACCAUGGCUCCAAGAACCGUCAGCUGGGGAUGCCAGUCACCAGGAACUCUGCCAAGGCUCUGCCUCCGGGAAAGAAUGUCAAAAGCCCUCAUGGAAGUCCCACCAAAUUACCUUCCAAAUCUCCUACCAAGGCCCCAGUGCCGGAGCCCAAGCCAUGCCCGCCUUCCGCCAAACCACCCACCACCAAUGUGGGGCGCAAGAACCCCCCUGGCCCAGAUCCUGCCAAGGGUAAACCCGGACUUCCAGCCAGCAUUGAAGAAAAGGUGAUGAAGGGCAUCGAAGAAAAUGUCCUGCGACGGCACAAAGGCGGGCUUGCAUCCGGCGAGGCCAAGCAGAAAAACUCCAGUGGUCUUGCCAGCUGGUUUGGCCUGCGGAAGAGCAAACUGCCUGCCCUCAGUCGGAGGCCAGAGCCCCCCAAAGCCAAGGAGGGCAAACUGGUCUCUCGCAGGCUGGAAGCUGAGAGCCUGAACAUUUCCAAACUGAUGGAGAAGGCGGAGGACCUACGCAAGGCCCUGGAAGAGGAGAAGGCCUACAUCAAUGGGCUGGCCUUAGACAAACCACGCCCCCAUGCGUGUGAUGCCGGUCACAACCAGCUCACCCUCAUGUACCAGGAGGUGACUGCUGAGAACUUCAUGCAGCAGCUACUCAACAGGGUGGAUGGGAAAGAGGCACCAUUCGAGGGUCAUCUGGAGCAGAAGAACGAACUGCAGGGCCUGCAGAGGGGCUUGCAUGGUGCCAAAGACCCACGGCUUGCCCGACCUCCACGCAACGGCAUCAUUGGACACCGCCAUGCCUGUCCAGAGGCCCCUCCAAAGCUUCAGGAUGCAAUUUUGCCAGAGGAGAUGCCAUCUGAUGACAGCUUAUCUGAAUCGGUGACCUCCCAGCAUUUUGCAGUAUGUAGCUCCUUGACACGGACCCUGGACAGCGGCAUCGGCACCUUUCCACCACCAGAUUAUUGCAGCGGGAUGCCCUGUAAGAGUGUGCCUAAGUUAAGACCCCGGCUCAACCCUCAACCCGCUGGCCCUUUCCCAGUUAGAGGCCCCCCUCCUGCUACCAAGGUGCCUCGCAAAGCCCGGACUCUGGAAAGGGAAGUACCCAGUGCAGAGGAUCUACUGGGGCCCAGCAAGCACCAAAGCAUGCCAGCUUUCCAUGGGGUCUUAACCAAUGUUGAGCCAUCCCCUGGGCAUCUCGAUCGCAGGGACUGCCCAGAAGAUCUCUGCAGCGCUCCCAGCAAGCCGCAUUGCACCCAGCAGAGCAAGAACUGGACUUUCCCCAAUGCCAAAACGUCUGCUGGCACGGAUCCCUUUCUGUGCUCCCCUCGCAGGAUGGAGGGACUUCAUGGGUCUGCAGUGGGUUCAGCGUGCAGCAUUGUCGAGAGGAGACGAACCUCAGCCAACAGGCCUCAGGCCUCACCAGCUUUCAGCACCAGCAGCAGCCGCACUCCCAGCGCUUCCGAUGUGGGCGAAGAGGGCAGCACAGAGGCCCAUUCCAGGGGUAUGGGCCCAGAAGGCCAGCCAGGCCUGGAGAACUCCGAGUCACUCAGUGACUCACUUUAUGACAGCUUGUCCUCCUGUGGCAGCCAGGGCUGACCGUGACUGGGGAAGGGGCCGAGUUUGGGGCAUUGGCUGAUGGCUCCACAUGCUCCUGCCUGGUGCUUCAAAAGACCCAGCUCUGUCUCCGGGAUCCUACUUGAGCCUCUCAAAACCAAAUCUUGGCCCUGCACCAGAAUAUGAUGCGUCUUCCACACCCGGCACUCCUGUCUCUCCCAAAACAGGGAACUUUAUGAACCAGGGCACCUGGAGACUUUGAUGAGAGAAGGAGUGAAGGUCAGAGAAAGAGAUGUGGCGGGUGGCACAGGACCUGACCCCUGGGGGUUUGCUCCUGCCGAACAGAACUGGACCUGCUUAGCUAUGUAUCCUGUGCUACUCCCUAGAGCACCGAAGGGGGGGGGGAUCUGCCUUGCCUUGCCAAUCCCUUGGCCAGCUUAGCGGGGUUUUAAAUUUACAGCAGGAAAGGACGGAUCCAGGCACCUGGGCUGUUGGGGAUUCUCCUCGGAGGCAUAGGCCAUCGCAGGGAACAAACAUCCCUCCGCAGUUCUCACCAGCUUAACCGCCUGAUGCUGGUGUCUUUUUUGCUGGCUGAGCGGAGAGAAGCUUCGGGAGAAUAUCCCAUGUCUGCCAUUUCAAAAGCUGCCUCACUCUUACCUCACUGGCUGUGCAAAACUCUUGCCUAAGCGUAUUACUCAAGUCCCUCUGCUUCUCCGCACUCAGGGAGCACACUGAGCUUCGCCCAAGUUUAGGAUUUCCCUCCCAAGAGGGUUGAAGAGUGGGGGGUUGGGAUGUCUUCAGCCCACCCCUGGAGCUUGAGCGCCAUGGCUGCUGGAGCAUUCCAAACCGACAGCAGCAAAGGGGGAGGAGGGAAAGUGUCAGAAGGAUACUGUCUCCGCCUCGUCCUGUUAUUGUGGCCUCCCGGUAGUCUCUUGGUUUGCUGAGGAUUAGGCUUCCAACUUGAAGAACAGUUCCUCCUGCCCAGGACAACUAACUAGCUGGGACGCUUCUCCACCAUAAUCAGGUCUCCUGGGUCCUAGAGCUACCAUGGGCUCAGGAUGGACAGUUGGGUUCUCCACUCCCCACUCCUUCCAUGUAAUGUUUUUUUAAGCGUUAAGUCAGGGGUGUCCAGCUCUGGCGCUUCAGAUGUUCAUGGACUACAAUUCUCAUCAGCCCCUGCUGGUAUGGCCAAUUGGCUAUGCCAGCAGGGACUGAUGGGAAUUGUAGUCCACGAACAUCCAAAGCGCCAGAGUUGGACACCCCUGUGUUAAGUUAUAAAUGUUGCUGUUUAGUUUUCUGCACAGUCAUCCCAAUUUUUCUUGUCCUUUCCCUGUUUCAAUGGGAGCCUUGUUGGCUCCCCCAAUGGUGCUAUUUUGCUGUGUGCAGGUCUUUCUCCUCGUGAGACCUUCUUUGUUGUCCUUUUUAAUUUUUUUUAUAAAAAUCAAGAUGUCUUUUGCUCUUCUCCUUCUUAUUUAUAUAAGUUAUUGUGAAAUGAGGCUGUUUGCUGUCUUUGCUCUCCCAGAAAAUAAAGGGAAAAAGAUA